AAAACACGCCACUUUUUAUAAAUACUGAAAAAUAACCUCAAAACAAAACUUUUACGAAAGUAAAUAGUGAGUUUAUUUAUAUUGUUUGUAUUUUAGAUAAAGAAAUGGCAGAAGAAAAUGGAACAGUCGAUGCUGUUGAGAAAGCUCCCGAAGACAAAGAAGAGCAGGUUGAAGAAGAAUAUGCAUACUUAGAUCGAGGUGGUUUUUCUUCGGAAAAGUUUAAAAUUGAGCUGCGUGGUUUGCCUAAGUUUUAUGGGAUAGCGGAACUAAAAAAGUUAAUGAACCAGAAACUGGGAUUGAAAACAAGUAAAAUCAAAAGGCCUAGGAAUGGCAGCCAGUGGUUGUAUGCAUGUUUUCAGAAUGAUGAGGAUCGGAAGAGUGCCGUUGAGGCACUCAAUGGUUAUUCCUGGAAAGGAAAGACCUUAAUUGCUGAAGAAGCUAAACCUGCCCCAGAUCCUUUAGUUAGAAAGAGAAAACAAGAUGAAGAAGUAAGCCAGAACAAGAAGAAGAAAGAAGAGGACAACAGGAGUCAAGAGGAGAAGUUGAAAGAUGCUACCACUCCUUACUGGAAUAUUGCUUAUGAGGAACAGUUGAAACUAAAAGAAAAGGAAAUAAAGCAGAUACUUAUGAAGUUUGACAAUGAAAGGUGGAAAAUAGACAAGAGUAGGCGUAAUGAGAUUGAAGUUAACAGAAAGGUUCAUGAUGGCCUGAGUUUUGAGUUAAGGCCGAUCGAGAAGUCCCCUGUUACUGUGGGGUAUAGAAAUAAGUGUGAGUUCACAGUGGGGUAUGAUGAAGAGACCAAGUUGCCCACUGUCGGGUUCAGGUUGGGCAGUUAUGUGACUGGCACAGUAGCCGUUGGACCCAUACAAGAAAUGAUACACAUCUCUGAAAAGACCAAGAAAGCUGUUUUGCUAUUUCAAGACUUUGUCCGUAAAUCAAAGAUGGCGCCGUUCUCUCCAGCUGACUACACAGGGUACUGGAGGUUCCUUACCGUACGGGACUCCACUUCAACCGGAGAUGUCAUGCUUAUAGUCGUUAUGCAUCCCCAGAAUCUAACAGAAGAAGAAAUAGAUCAGGUGAAAAAGGAUUUAAUCGAACAUUUUAAUUCAGAGGAAGCGGUCGCGUGCGGAAUUAAAUCUCUAUAUUUCGAACUGGCUGUCAAAAAACGAGUGGGCGAGGAUGGAGCUAAACCAGUGCAUCUAUCUGGCUCCACGCAUAUAAUUGACACAAUACUUGGCAAACAGUUUAGGAUAUCGCCAGAAGCAUUUUUCCAGGUGAAUACGGCAGGUGCUGAGGUAUUAUACCAAAGUGCGAUCGAGCUGAGCCAAGUGGAGAAGGAUUCUACCGUUCUUGAUAUAUGCUGCGGUACCGGUACCAUUGGACUGUGCUUUGCUCCGCAUUGUGGAAGAGUAUUAGGCUUGGAAAUGAUAACGGAAGCGGUGAAGGAUGCAAGAGCGAACGCCGAGCUGAACGGUAUACAGAACUGUGAUUUCUUCGCUGGCAAGGCCGAGGAUAUUCUGACAUCGGUACUAGCUAGGGCUGAUGGGGAUGACAUUAUUGCUAUCGUGGAUCCACCCAGAGCUGGAUUACACAUGAGAGCAGUAACACAACUAAGGAACACCCGUAAAGUGACUCGCUUAGUCUACAUCUCAUGCAGUCCAUCGUCAGCUGUGAAGAACUUCGUGGACCUCACGAGGCCGAGUUCCAAGACGUUAAGAGGAGCACCCUUCGUGCCUGUCCGCGCUGUACCUGUCGACAUGUUCCCGCAGACCAAACACGUCGAAUUGGCUAUAUUGUUCGAAAGAGAGGAAGCACCGUCUUCAGUAGGAGAAACUAAAUCAGAUGGUGCCACGCAAGAGGACGCUGCAACCCAAGAAACAAGUGAGACUACAGAUGUAGAUAGACAAGAAACUGAUGAUAAUAAUGUAGCGUAAAGCUA
Spodoptera exigua (beet armyworm) is the source of this 1939-nucleotide messenger RNA. The record is from the annotation of a GenBank genome assembly. Lineage: Eukaryota; Metazoa; Arthropoda; Insecta; Lepidoptera; Noctuidae.